AUGAAAGCAGGUCAGUGGUUUUUGUUCUCUAAUUUCAUUGCAAAAUAUUUUACAAGUUGUAUGAAAGCUUUCUCUUGGACCGUUUCCGUAACACAUUUGAAGCAUCUUUGCCGUAUUCGUAAAACUUGUUCAUGCAGGUUUACAAUGCCCUAGAUUUAGUUUCUUGGUGCUAAUAUAAUUAGAUGUGCGCUCAGCUGUACAACUAUGUUCGCGGUUAUUGUUUAGCGCAUUUAAAAAUUCCCGGUUUGCAAUCACUCGUCGUCGAAAGCUAAUGUACUUUUCAUUAAAUUGCGUAGUUUAAGUAAGAGUUAAUUACCGAGAAGGAGGGCUUUAUGCUAUAUACAGCCCCGAGAACGCGAAGCGUUCGAGGGCUUUAUAUAGCAUAAAGCCCGACAUUCGAGGUAAUUAACUGACUUAUUUCAUGAUUGAAGAGGUUUUCUAACAAAGUUUUAUUCUUUUUUUUCGAUUUCGACAAGUAUUUUUCUAGUUUUCUCGCUUAUUUCUUGACUAAUUAGGGCUGUAUGGUAUUCAAGGGCAUUAUGCUAUAUACAGCCCGCGGUACAUCAAAGAAAACCGAGUCAAUCAUGAAAUAAGCCCUUAUAGUCAAUUUAGCCCAUAAUUUUAGCAAAGAUUAGCGUAACAAUCACAGCGCGUCACAAAUGCUGCAUGGGUUUGUUUAUUGGACAACUUAAAAUUGAGCUCAUAAUAUUGUGUUUAGUGACUUAGUUUUCAUUCUUUAGAAUUGUGGCUAUUUAUCGCAGCAUGCUUGCUGUCAAUUUGUGUUGGUUAUGGCAGACAUGGCGGAUAUGGUGGUUACGGCCGAGGAGGUAUAAAUAUUUAAAUUUUUAUUAAAUUUAUCAUCUCAUUGAAGUAAAUUCGUUUUUAAAGUGCCUAUGACACGAAAUUUCACCCCCAAAGGUUUAUGGUUGCAUUGUAAAGAUCACUUAAAAUGAUUUAAUAAUUUCUUUUAUAGAAUUUUGGUAACUUGCUCCCUUUUCAAGAUAUUCAACUUUGUUUCAUAUGCAAAUAUCACCGGUGUGACAUAACAUCACAUAAUGAGUUUUCAGAAAAGUAUAGUUUUCUUCUUGACGAAUACGCAUCUAAAAAACUUAAAAAUUGCCCUUGUAUGUUUAUUAAUUUCAUAACUGGUAAUUAACCCUCUGUAUUUGUUUGUAAAAAUAUUUUAUCAAGGUAAAAUAAUGCGUUUUCAAAAUGUCAUUGUGCGAUGUGAUGUCACACCGGUGAUAUUUGCAUAUGAAACAAAGUUGAAUAUCUUGCAAAGGAAGCAAGUUACCAAAAUUCUUUACAAGAAAUUAUUAAGUCAUUUUAAGUGAUCUUUAAUUGUGUGAUUUUAAUGCAAUCAUAAACAUUUGGGGUGAAAUUUCGUGUCAUAGGCACUUUAAGGCAUGCAUUCACCUUUUGAGCGAUGUUAUUUAAUAUUACCAUACAUGAGAAACAUAUAUUGCUGACGAAAUGGCUUUAAGGUGACUCAAUACAGUUUUAAAAGAAAUGUGGAAAAUUCACUAUUUGGGCAAUUAUUACUUGUUGAAAAACAAAAAGUAUUUUACUGUUGUAAAACAAUAUCUAAAUAUCUAAAGAGUUUGAGAUUUUUCAAAAAAGUUACACAACACCCGUUCCUAUGGCGACAAUGACGUUUCAAUAUGGCUUGAAGUUGCUAUUCAUUACCACCUGGUUAAAUCUUGCAAUUCAUACUAAGAGUAAGGCAAGAAUUCGCCAUUUAAUUUGUUUAUAGUUGAUUCAUAAUAUGAUUCAUCAGUAUUGAAAAGUGGAUUAUAUUCAUAAAAAAAUGGAUUAUAUUCAUAAAAUAAACACAUGUAUUAGUUGUAUUUAUAAAUAAAACUUUUUCAAUACUGAAAUUAUACUAAAACAAUUAGUCGCCUCGGGCUCGGUGAUUACAACGAGCUUCGGCUCAGUGAAAAUAGGGCAGGGCCUCUUUUAAGGAUUUUCCCGUGGGGGGGGGGCAUUUUUUGAAAAGGGACCUUUCUGUGAGAUAAUAUAUUACAGGAAGAUAGCAAUGGCUGAAGGCCACGUGUGCGCCGUACAUACCAUGCACGCAUGAAUGAGGGGGGGGGGGUGUACUCCCCCAGAAAAUUUUUGAAAUAUGAAGCACAGAAAUGCAUUUCCUGCAUUCUGAGCAUCCAAAUUCGCUCCAAAAUGUAUACUAACUAUACUUGUAUUUGAAAUAAAAGAAGGAAAAAACCCACAAAAAGUAAAAAAAAAUAUUAACCAUCAUUUAUCAUUACUUAUUAGAGGAGGAUCCCAAUGGUCACGUGUGUGGGGGUGUACUCUCCCAGAAAAUUUUUGAAAUUUGAAACACGGAAAUGCCAUUUCCUGCAUUCUGAGCAUCCAAAUUUGCUCUAAAAUUUAUGCUAACUAUACUUGUAUUUGAAAUAAAAGAAGGAAAAAAUGCACAAAAGUAAAAAAGAAUAUUAACCGUAAUUUAUCAUUAUACUUAUUAGAGGGGGAUACCAAUGGCCGAAGGCCACGUGUGUGGGGGCAUAAUCUCCAGAAAAUUUUUCAAAUUUGAAACCUGGAAAUGCUCUUUCCUGCAUUCUGAGCAACCAAAAAAUAAAAAAUUAUUAACAAUAAUUUAUCAUUACUUAGUGAUAGAAAAACGUAACAAUUUAGAUCGAUUUUGUUAAACAAGGACAAAGGAUAAAGCCUAAAACUUACUUUCCGUUUAUUUAUUUGUUAUUCUUCGCUGUUUUGUUGGUAUAAAUUUAGGAAAAAGAGACUUUUCCUGGGGGGGGGGGGCAAAAUGUGAUUUCGUGGGGGCACAAAGGGGGACUGGGGGGGGGCAAAUGCCCCCCCCCCCUCCAGCUUGUAUGUUAAAAAAGGCCCUGAUAUAUGGUAUAAUAAUCUGGCCUAACAAUUAUUUGCUUUACUAUCUGAUACCAAAAACAAUGUUUCCAGUCAAUGACCCAUAGUGUGCACCAGAACCAGAUAUUGAAGUAUUUUGUGCACAAAUUUUGUGAAUCAAGAGCAGUUAGUGCAUGGCACAUUUGCCGUGCACAUUGCCUUCAUUCCAUGGAGCAGAGGAUUUUGUAAAAGACGUGAUAUUGACGUCGUUUUUGGCCGCAGAAAAGUAUAUUUGACGUAAUCUUCCCUAACUAAUUAGAGAGUUUAAGAUGCCGACAACAAACAACGAGUCGGAUACGGCUGAAAGCUUGUAUUCGCAUGCUUUAACCGAGGCAGACAAAAUUUGCAUAUCCCCCAGAACAUACGCGUUUCGCCGUAGCGACCUUGACUACAGCGUAAAAAUCACAUUCCUGUGAAUUCCUGUGUUGUAAAACAGAAUCAAGAACAUACACCGAAACUGACUACGCAACGUUGCACGUUGGAGAGUAUUUUUAUAACUAGAAAUGAUGAAAGUUAAUAAUAGAUGAAACUUACCGAACACAAAGCCAUGCACAUAAAACAUAUUUGCUGGAUAAAUUUGUCAUGACAAGCAUUUAGUACAGUUUGCAUACAUAUAACAAAAACUAUUUCAAACGUGUCGGCAGUUCGUCGUCAAGAUUUUAAAUUCCCUAUUAUUAUAUUUACAACAGGUGGUGGUUAUGGUGGUGGUCGUGGUGGUGGUUAUGGUGGUCAUGGUGGUGGUUAUGGUGGUCGUGGUGGUGGUUAUGGUGGUCAUGGUGGUGGUUAUGGUGGUGGUUAUGGUGGUGGUCAUGGUGGUCGUGGUGGUGGUUAUGGUGGUCAUGGUGGUCAUGGUGGGGGUUAUGGUCAUGGUGGUGGUCAUGGUGGAUGGCCAAAACCAACGACACCCGCAGGGCCUGCAUCAUGUUUUGACAAUACAGACUACGUCCGAUGUUCUCCUGAAACGGAUUACCAUCCUUCUGUGUGUGACUGUGGAAACAGGAGAGUAUGUUAUAUACAGAUGACAAUCACCAGAAAUGCUGGCGUCACAGCGAGAGGGGAUCAGGGCAGUAAGUACAGCGUCAAUGGCGGAAGAAUUGGUCCUACUAUUAUGAUAAACCAAUACCAAAUAUUAGUAGUUGAUCUGACCAAUAAUCUGCCAGAUGAGCCUACUACAAUGCACUGGCAUGGCAUGCACCAGACCAAUGUGCCGUGGAUGGAUGGUGUUCAAAUGAUCACGCAGUGGCCUAUACCUGCUAAUGGCGGGAAAUUCAGGUAUGCUUCAUCUAUAUUAUUGGUAUUUUAUGCUUUGAUAUUCUAUAUGCAUGGAGUUCCUCAGGGUUCAAUAUUGGUUCCACUUCUGUUUUUAAUUUAUAUCAAUGAUUUCCCGAACUGCUUAUACAACACUCUACAGCACGUAUGUUCACCGUUGAUACUAACAUCACAGUGUCCGGUAAAUCAAUUGAAGAAGCUGCGGUAGCCGUUAAUGCUGAUCUCAAUAAUAUCAGAGAAUGGCUUCUAUCAAACAGGCUUUGUCUUAACCUAGUCAAAACGGAAUAUCUUUUGAUUGGAUCACGGUACAAUAUUAAUUAUAACACGUUGGAAGAACAACCGCGUAUUUUUAUUGGGGAUGAACCAAUUAAAGGAGUUCAGAUUACAAAAGCUCUUGGAGUCAAAUUGAUCAAUUUUUAACUUGGGACAGUCAUAUUGACCAUAUAUAUUUCGAAAAAAAUAACUUCUGGAAUAAGUGCCAUGAAAAAGAUGAAGGAUUUCAUUGAUUCCGAUACUUUGAUGUCAGUUUAUUAUGGCCUUGUCCAACCCCAUUUCGACCACUGUUGUGAAGUUUGGAAUUCCAUUUAGUAGAGGCCAGUCUGAACGACUUUAAAAACUUCACAACAGAUGUGCUAGAAUUAAUGAACUUUAGAGAUGAGCCUGGGCAAUCUCAACUGGCCCUUGAACAAUAAGGGUGGAAAAGCUUGGAAGAAAGGCGAAAACAUAUUAUGGCCCGGCUCAUGUUUAAGGUUGUCAAUAAUUUGGCACCGUCAAGGUUCUCAUCAAUGUUCCAGAAUUCUAACCAUAUCCACAGUUAUUUACAAGGUUCAAAUUCGUCUCUCUUUCUGCCACGACCAAAUACCUACCCUGGUUCUAGAGGCUCUUUGCGAGGCGAAACAAACAAGAGGUGAGAAGGAAGAGCCUCUGGUCACAUCGGUUGCAAAUCCCACUUCCACACUUGAUUAGGGUUCAGAAUUUGAAUCUCGCAUGUGAUUGGCCAUUUGUAAAAAUAUGUCAAACCGGUUUGGGAAAUAAACAUUACUGCAAGCUAUUUAAAGCUAUAAUUAGCUUGCAACUCAGGUAAAACUGAUCAGGAAAAAUUCAAGUUUAAAUUUUGACAUUUUCAGGUGAAAUGUGCAUAAUAAAGUCGUUAUUUUUGUGAAAUGAUAACCAUUUUUGUAAAAUAUAGUCAAUUUAGACCCAAUUCGUUUGCGAAUUUGCUUUAGAAAGCGCCAGAAAUGCAGUCCUGGAGCUUCAAAAAUGUAAAAAUUUUCUGGGGGACCCCCCUUUCUUCGCAAACUUAGCAUGACAGUGGAAAUCGAUCAGAAAAAGCUCUAUUAUAAUUAUUACACUUCAGGUAAAUUUUUAACAUUGAAGUUCAAAUUUCAGGUGAAAUCCCCCCCCCCCAACUUCAUGAUCAGGUGCUUCGCUACGUCCCGUGCAUGUUCUGCUGUUAUUAUGUUAUGUUUGUGUGCACGUUUCGUGUUGGCAAAGCGAGCCUAUUCCAAGGAAAUUUCAAUACUGCACACUUUAGAGCAGGUGUCAUCAAUGACGUCACCAUACAGCCAGAUAAAAGUUUCCAUUUCCGAUUGACCCCAGCAUUUUUACAGUAAAUAUUUCAGAAAAAAUAACCAUACAUCUUCUCUAAAGCAUUACUUCAACUUUCAUGCUUAAAGUAGAUAAAUUUGGAAAAAGCGUUGAAUUUUUAGUCAACUUUUUUCUAGUCCUACGAUAGCCGGCAAUUUUCCACGUUUAUUCCUGUUUCCUAGGAUGAGAAAUAUAAUGUAGACAAAGGUUAAUUAAUGCACACUUGUACAUUGAGAAAAGUUUGCCGCAGUGUAAUUGUAAAUUCUUUAAAAAUGCUCUAUGGAAUUCUGAAACCUCUAUCAAAGCUUACAACUUCUUGCCUUCUGCUCGAGUUUAAUUGUGUAUCUGAUACAAUACGGUCGCUGAUGCUAAUAACUAAGUACUAGUUAAAACAUGAGCAGCCGAUCGUAAUUUUAAAAAUAAACAUUGUCUAAGCCGAGAAAAUCAAAGACAAAACUGUAUGUAAAGCUGUUAUGUAAAUCAGGACAACUCUUUAUCCGAUUUACAAACAUUGAUUACACAUUCAUUUCUUUUGUAUUUUCCUCAUUAAUUAUUAAUGAGUUCUUUAACAUUAAUUAAUUAUUACAUGUUAGAUAUAUUCUCCGAGCUCAUCCCUCAGGAACCAAUUGGUAUCAUUCUCACACGGGAUUACAGAGAGAUGAAGGCAUUUUUGGUGCUUUGAUCGUAAGAGAGAAACGAAGUGUGGUCUCGACGUUGUCCUCGAGAAUGGGAAAUAAUCAUAUCCAAGAUAAUCGAUAUCAUAUGAUGGCUAUCACAGAACACAUGAGAAAACCAAUAGAUCAGAAGAACCCAAAUCCACCAUGUGUAUAUGAUGGGUCUAGCCCUGCUACGAAAUAUAGAAUCUAUUCAUUUCAAUUGAACGGAAUAAAACUGGAUCAAAAAAUAGACAAAGACGGCGUUUCUCCACAGGUAACUUUUACAAUUUGAGUUUUUCAAUAACAGUACAUGCAAACCGAAAACUGUGUUUAAGAGCGAGGUCGAUCAAGGGGCAAAUCACUCCUAAAAAGUGUAAGAGGCCAUAAAACCAUACCGCAUACGAUUAUUUUUGUGAUUUUUCAAUUUUUUGCGAUUUCUUAGUGAAUUUUAUUUCAUUUUUUCUGGUUUUAUGUGGUAGAUUUUUAUUUUUGUAUUUGUUUUGUAAUUUUUGUGAUUUUUCUAAAGGUUUACGUGAUUGAAAUCAGAGAUUUGUCCUUCGCUUGAGAGGUCAAUGACCACAGAACACAUAAGAUCUAAAUGGGUCGUUUUUUACACACACGUGUUUAAUAAAACACUCGCCAGUCCAUGCUUCAUUAUAGGUAUAAAACAAUGGCCUCGUAAAAAAGUGCCAAUUAAUCUCGUUAUAACUUCAAUUCGUCACGUGGCACCUAGCCUGCUCACACCAACGUCUGUGAGCAGGCUACGUGGCACCAGUACGGGAGAGAAAAAAUUAGGGGGCAGAAAGAAAAACAAAAUUUCCAUGUAAACUUUCCAAAAUUCUUGUCGACAGGGGAGGCGGGAGGGUGCGAGGAGUUGGAAAAUAUUUCGAAGGCGUUAACAUUUUUCGAAACUAAUUAUAUAUUUCUUGCAUUUUCGACUAUUAUCUUAUUUCUCCCAUCUUUUUGCUUGUUUGUAAUUUGCCCAAAUUCAUUCCCCUCAAUCUCAGGCAUACAUCCGUCAAAAAAGUGCUUAUUGACAGCCCUGUACGUGUGAACUUACAUUGCAAAGCUCAAUUAUUGUUGAUGAAUCUCACAAUAGAAAUUACAAUUUUCAGGAACCAUCCUUCGCUGUCUCUCCUGGAGAGUAUCAUCGUUUUCGAGUCGUUGGAGCCAUGGAAGAAACUGUUCUUCGUGUUUCUGUCGACGAUCAUAAAUUGUUUGUGGUUGCUACGGACGGAUAUCUUACAGAACCAUUUGAAGUUGACAUUGUGCAUCUCCAUGCGGGCGAGCGUUACGACUUUAUUCUGAAGGCACGUGACAAUGUUCCUUUGGGAACUGUUUUUCCAAUUAGAAUCGAAUCUGUCGACGUGAAUUGCACAAACCACGACCAACCUGCACGCAUUGGCUUUGCAUAUCUGAAAUACUCCAAUUCAGGAACAGACAUUAGGGGAAAUGUACCGAAGGAUUCAAAGCACUGUAUUAAAGAUUGUAUAGCAUUGAAUUGUCCUUUCGCUGCUUAUCCGGUAGCUCAUAAAAAUCUUCCAAACGCUCCAUCUUAUAAAUGCAUCGACGUGUACGAUGCUCUUAGUCUUCUUGAUCCAACUCCAGAUUACGAGCUUUCUGACGAUAAAACGCCAGCGACCACGAAGUUUUUCAACCAUAAUUUCUACAUUAAAAAUGAUGUACUUACAGCAAGGGUUAAUAACAUUCAUUUUGCGUUCCCCAAUACUCCCUUUCCCGUGAGUGGACAAAAUCCUGUAAAAGAUGAAUGUCCUUAUCAGACGACUAAGGACUGUAAAAGAUGCCCACAUACAGUUUCUGUGCGUAAAGAAUAUCAGUCGAAACCGAUAGAAUUCGUGCUCUCCUCACUUCCGGUUGACAAUUUUGUCUUACAACAACCAAUCACAAGGCUCGGAACACAUCCCAUUCAUCUGCACGGUCGAUCAUUUUGGGUGAAAGAAAUUGGCUAUCCAACAUAUUCUGAUGAAGGAAAGAUUACGAAAGUGAACGCUGAUGUGGAUGUGCCACCGUGUGGUUUUGGAAAGUGGAAGAACGGAAGACCAUCUUCAAUCAAACCAGUGAACAAAACAUCAAUCCGGAAAGACACAAUUAUCGUCCCAGCUGGUGGUUAUGUUGUCAUUGAGUUCGUGGCACAUAAUCCAGGAUCGUGGAUAAUGCAUUGUCAUAUUGACCGUCAUCUCGUCGACGGAAUGGGAAUUGUCAUAAAAGAAUUGCCGGAAUGUGCAAAUCCUCCUCCACCGCAAUUUAUGACACAAGCUAAGGAAGUUUGCAUCAGCGUCGACGACUUUCUUAAAAGAGAGCGCAAUCAAGUAUGUCCAGUGAUCAGCGUGGUAGCAGGUGACGAACAACUACCGAGCGAAUUGGAAAAAGACGAAUUUGAAGAUUUCAACAGCUCUAAAGACGACAAUAACGAUGAAUCUGCAUACCGCAAACUGAAGAAAUCUCUGGAUUACGAAGAAGAACAACAGCACCCAAGAGCCAAUUUACGUGGAUUUCAAAAUGGCAAGCCUUUGGACGGAGAAAGCAGAGAAUGGUUUAAGAAAAAAUGAACAAAAGCUCUCGCAAUUUGAAAGUUGAGUCCUUUCAAAUGAAAUUGCUUAUAGGUAGUGCUUGCAAUAAGUAUCAGCUGUGAACUGCUAUAGAAAUAUAUAGAAUUAGAUUGGCAACAGGACUAAAAAAAGUCAUUAAAUUGACCUUUCCCCUUAUAACUAAAAUUUCGAUCUGGACAAAAAUUUCAUCACAGCUUGAAAGAGCAUCACAAAAUUAGUAAUAUUCCAAAGUUUUGUUGCAAAAUCUUGUAAAAUGAGGAAAAUAUAGCCUUGCGAAGUUUGCCGUUUUUCAGUCAUUUUGUAUUACAAACGGGAAAUUGACAUCCGAUUCGGGUGUUGGGGCUGCAAUUUCCCGUUUGUAAUACAAAAUGACUGAAAAUUGCAAAUUUCACAAGGCUCUAUUUUCCUCAUUUUACAACAUUUCGCAACGAAACUUUGGAAUAUUACUAAUUUUGUGAUGCUCUUUCAAGCUGUGAUGAAAUAUUUGUCUAGACUUGCCUAGAUCAAAAUGUUGGUUAUAAGGGGAAAGGUCUAUUGUUAUAGUAUUUUGAAUUUCCAUCUUCAUUCCACGAUGAUGUAAUGUUAACUAGUAACGUAGAUGUCUGCACUUGUAGCUUUGCAGUAAGUAUAUUACAUGUUUUGCCUUAAUCUCACAGUUUCUAUCAGUUGUUUUAAGAAGUGUUAUUUGGGACCGGUUGUAUCAAAACGUAGUAGUCGAAGUUUGACUAUACGUACUUAGGUCUUGGCCACAGAAUAACAAUUUAACCAGAAGCUCCACUCUCCACGUUACACUUGUUUGGCGAUCUGAAACGAGCGCGGCCAAGCCAUGCAAAUUUAUACAACGCACUUGUUUCCAGAUCGCUAAACAAGUGUAAUCAGCUUUUUGAUAUGUCGAGAGUGGGACUUCUGGUUAAAUUGUUAUUCUGUGUCUUCGCGUUAAGCAACGUUUACA
This is a messenger RNA of Paramuricea clavata, 9914 nucleotides long. Lineage: Eukaryota; Metazoa; Cnidaria; Anthozoa; Malacalcyonacea; Plexauridae. The record is from the annotation of a GenBank genome assembly.